CGCGUUUUCCAGCACCACAUUCCGCUUCUUCUUCUGAACACUCACCUCCUUCAUCAGUCCUGCGCGCGCGAGCGAAUUCACCACUUUUCUACCCUCAUUUAUUUAUUUUCCUUUCUACCCCCACCUCCGGAUAUUCUCUCUUGGAUAUCUCUGGACUUCAUGAUAGACAUCGGACACGCCUGACAGAACGGAGCCAGUUAUGGACCAGAAUCUCUUUGGAGGAGCCCCUCGGUUUCUGUCCCGGCCCAAAUCGUUCUCUCUGAGUGUGGGUCGAGAUGCUACCCUCAGCUGCACCGUUGUAGGGACCCCUGUCCCUGCAGUCACAUGGGAAAAAGACAAACUGUGUAUUUCCACUGGAGGGCGCUUCAAGACCGUAGAGGAUGGGGAUGUGUAUCGACUCACCAUCUACAACCUGACGCUAGAGGACAGUGGGCAGUACAUGUGCCGUGCAAAGAACAACGUAGGUGAAGCUUACGCAGCUGUGACCCUGAAAGUGGGUCCUCCAGUAGCAGCGGUCGACCGGGCACCGGUGUUUACGGUUAAGCCCGUCUCAAGCAGAGUGGGUUUGGGUGGUGAUGUUACCUUCUUCUGUCGUGUGGCAGCUCACCCAGCUCCAAAAUUUGACUGGGAGAAGGAUGGACGUUACCUAGGUGAGACCAAUCGCAUCAAGAUCGUGUCAGACAGCGAGUCCAGCUCAGUGCGGAUUCAGAGCGUCAGGAACAUGGACAGCGGCACUUAUACUUGCCGGGCUCAAAACUCCAUCGGUCGAGCGCAAUCCGCCGCCGCUCUGGUGGUGGACACGCAGGACACGCGACUUCUCAACGCUGACAAAAGCACCUCCCUGCUGUCUCACCUGCAGAAGCGCAAAGAGGAGAUGCGUAAGGAUAUUUCUCUUUUGCCCAUGUCUGAGAGCUACUCCCAGUCCUCCUCAUCCUCGUCUAAUAUCAUGGAAGGGCUUAGCAAAUUGGGCAUUGCCUCUGAGCAGGAGCAGCGAGUCUCUGCUUUGACUGGUAGACUACCCAAAGGUGUCUUCACCCGAACCUGUACGGUGACUGAGGGCAAGCAUGCCAAGCUCAGCUGCUUUGUCACCGGUCACCCCAAACCUCAGAUCAUCUGGAGGAAGGAUGGAAUGAACAUCGUUGAAGGUCGUAGGCACGUCAUGUAUGAGGACCAAGCAGAGAACUUCAUUCUCAAAGUCCUGUACUGUAAGCAAAGUGAUAAUGGCUUCUACACCUGUAACGCCUCUAACUUAGCUGGACAAACCUACAGCGCAGUUCUGGUGACCGUGAAAGAGCCAACAGUGCCGUUUAAGAAGAAGCUGCAGGACGUGGAGGUGAAGGAGAAGGAGACUGCUAUGUUGCUGUGUGAGGUGCCUACGCCGAGUACUCAGGCCUCCUGGUUCAUGGAGGAGACUCGCCUGGAGCAGAGCACCAAGUACCGCAUGGAGCAGGAGGGCACGAUGCGUCUCCUCACCAUCCACAACGUCACGACCAACGACGACGCCGUUUACGUCUGCGAAAUGAAGGAAGGGAGCCGCACUGUGGCCGAGCUCACUGUUCUGGGAAACAUAACCAAGAAGUUGGCCAGAAGGACAAUCGUGCCAGUGAGCGAUACGGUGAUCUUCUGCGUGGAGCUCGAGCACCCUUUUGAAGACGCUUAUUGGACCAGGAAUGGAGAGAAGCUGAAGGAGAACUCCAGGGUCAUUAUUGCUCGCACGCUUAAUCGGUACACGCUCACCAUCCGUGACUGCACUGCAGAAGACUCAGGCGAGGUGGCGUUCAUCGCCGGCGACUGCAAGACUUCCACACGGUUCUCAGUUACAGCACCAAGGAAACAUCCUCCUGAUGCCCCGGUCAAACCGAUUGUGUUGAACAAGACGGACAACUCCAUCACUCUGAGUUGGUCUCGGCCAGACAGCGAGCGACCCGUCCCCAUCAACGGCUACGUGGUGGAGAGGCGGAAGGUGGGAGCUCAGACAUGGGUUCGAGUCACAGGCAUGGAGCUUGUGUCUACCAGCCAGUACACCAUCAGCAACAUCACAGAGGAGAGCAGCUACCAGUUCCGCAUUUCAUCCGUUAACGAUUUUGGGCAGAGUGCCUAUCUGGAGGUUCCUGGAACGUUUUAUCUUGAACCGUCUGCCUCGGUGACGUCAGGUCUUCGAAACUGCACCGCCGUGUCCGACGGGGAGGCCACCUUCAGCGUGGAGCUCUCUGCAACCUGCUCCGGAGCUUGGACGCUGAAUGGCCAACUGAUCCGCAGCGGAGUCGACUACCUCAUAACUCGCUCGAAGACCACGCACACGCUGGUGAUCAGGAAGGUGACCGAGGUGCUGGAUGGAGCUCAGAUCAAAUUCGUUGGUGGAGGAUCGGAAAGCGUCUGCACUCUAAGCGUAAAAGCUGCUCCAGCAUGUUUUACCAAAAAAUAUUCUGAAGCAGACGUCUUUACGUUCAGCGCUCACUCUUCUGCCCAGCUCUACACAGAGGUGUCAGACGCCAGUGUCCAGGUCUCCUGGAUAAAGAACGGUAAGGAAUUAAGGCUGGGGAAAAAGUACGAAGCCUCAAGCGUGGGAAACAAACGCACGCUGACCGUUCAUAACGUGACUCACGAGGAUGCAGGGAUUUAUGAGUGUGUUUGUGACGGCGAUAAGAUGUCCAUCCAACUCGCUAUUAAAGAGGAAGCAGCGAAGUUUGUGAACAAGCCCAAGACUCAACCCCUGGAGGUUUCUCCCUUGAUGGGUGAUGUGGCACUGAGUUGUGAGGUGGCAUCGCCUACAACCACUGUUGUGUGGAAGAAGGAGCAUAAAGAAAUAGUGGAGGACAACAGGGUGACCUUAGUGUCCCAGGGGACACAGAGAAAGCUGGUUAUCAAAGGAGCCAAGCAGAGCGACGAAGGACAUUAUUCAUGUGAGACGACAGAGGACAAGGUCGCAUUCAGGGUCAGAGUACAAGAACCUCAAGCCACUUUCACCAACAAAGAAACCUAUCAGAAGGAGGUGAAAGUUUCUGUCUCUCAGAAAGCCACGCUGAGCUGUGAAGUGUCCGACUCCAAAACUGAAGUGAAAUGGUAUAAAGACGGCAAACAGAUGAUCUCCGGUAAGACCGUCCACGUGGAGACGAAGGGCAAAAUCCGUCAACUGGUGUUGGACAGUGUGGAGAAGAAGGACGCUGGAGAUUACACCUGUGAAGUAGGGAAGGAGAAGCUGGUCUUUAAGAUCCAUGUGAUGGCUGCCCCAACAGAACCUCAAGCCACUUUCAUCAACAAAGAAACCUAUCAGAAGGAGGUCAAAGUUUCUGCCUCUCAGAAAGCCACGCUGAGCUGUGAAGUGUCCGACUCCAAAACUGAAGUGAAAUGGUAUAAAGAAGGCAAAGAGAUGAUGUCCGGUAAGACCGUCCACGUGGAGACGAAGGGCAAAAUCCGUCAACUGGUGUUGGACAGUGUGGAGAAGAAGGACGCUGGAGAUUACACCUGUGAAGUAGGAAAGGAGAAGCUGGUCUUUAAGAUUCAUGUGGAAGAAUCUCAAGCCACUUUCAUCAACAAAGAAACCUAUCAGAAGGAGGUGAAAGUUUCUGCCUCUCAGAAAGCCACGCUGAGCUGUGAAGUGUCCGACUCCAAAACUGAAGUGAAAUGGUAUAAAGACGGCAAACAGCUGAUCUCCGGUAAGACCGUCCACGUGGAGACGAAGGGCAAAAUCCGUCAACUGGUGUUGGACAGUGUGGAGAAGAAGGACACUGGAGAUUACACCUGUGAAGUAGGAAAGGAGAAGCUGAACUUUAAGAUCCAUGUGGAAGAAGCUCAAGCCACUUUCAUCAACAAAGAAACCUAUCAGAAGGAGGUCAAAGUUUCUGCCUCUCAGAAAGCCACGCUGAGCUGUGAAGUGUCCGACUCCAAAACUGAAGUGAAAUGGUAUAAAGAAGGCAAACAGCUGAUCUCCGGUAAGACCGUCCACGUGGAGACGAAGGGCAAAAUCCGUCAACUGGUGUUGGACAGUGUGGAGAAGAAGGACGCUGGAGAUUACACCUGUGAAGUAGGAAAGGAGAAGCUGGUCUUUAAGAUCCAUGUGGAAGAACCUCAAGCCAUGUUCAUCAACAAAGAAACCUAUCAGAAGGAGGUCAAAGUUUCUGUCUCUCAGAAAGCCACGCUGAGCUGUGAAGUGUCCGACUCCAAAACUGAAGUGAAAUGGUAUAAAGACGGCAAACAGCUGAUCUUAAGUAAGACCGUCCACGUGGAGACGAAGGGCAAAAUCCGUCAACUGGUGUUGGACAGUGUGGAGAAGAAGGACGCAGGAGAUUACACCUGUGAAGCUGGAAAUGAAAAGCUAGUAUUUAAAAUUCAGGUUGCAGAACCUCAAGCCACUUUCAUCAACAAAGAAACCUAUCAGAAGGAGGUCAAAGUUUCUGCCUCUCAGAAAGCCACGCUGAGCUGUGAAGUGUCCGACUCGAAAACUGAAGUGAAAUGGUAUAAAGAAGGCAAACAGAUGAUCUCCGGUAAGACCGUCCACGUGGAGACGAAGGGCAAAAUCCGUCAACUGGUGUUGGACAGUGUGGAGAAGAAGGACGCUGGAGAUUACACCUGUGAAGUAGGAAAGGAGAAGCUGGUCUUUAAGAUUCAUGUGGAAGAACCUCAAGCCACGUUCAUCAACAAAGAAACCUAUCAGAAGGAGGUCAAAGUUUCUGUCUCUCAGAAAGCCACGCUGAGCUGUGAAGUGUCCGACUCCAAAACUGAAGUGAAAUGGUAUAAAGACGGCAAACAGCUGAUCUCCGGUAAGACCGUCCAUGUGGAGACGAAGGGCAAAAUCCGUCAACUGGUGUUGGACAGUGUGGAGAAGAAGGACACUGGAGAUUACACCUGUGAAGUAGGAAAGGAGAAGCUGGUCUUUAAGAUCCAUGUGGAAGAAUCUCAAGCCACUUUCACCAACAAAGAAACCUAUCAGAAGGAGGUGAAAGUUUCUGUCUCUCAGAAAGCCACGCUGAGCUGUGAAGUGUCCGACUCCAAAACUGAAGUGAAAUGGUAUAAAGACGGCAAACAGAUGAUCUCCGGUAAGACCGUCCACGUGGAGACGAAGGGCAAAAUCCGUCAACUGGUGUUGGACAGUGUGGAGAAGAAGGACGCUGGAGAUUACACCUGUGAAGUAGGAAAGGAGAAGCUGAUCUUUAAGAUCCAUGUGGAAGAAGCUCAAGCCAUGUUCAUCAACAAAGAAACCUAUCAGAAGGAGGUCAAAGUUUCUGUCUCUCAGAAAGCCACGCUGAGCUGUGAAGUGUCCGACUCCAAAACUGAAGUGAAAUGGUAUAAAGACGGCAAACAGCUGAUCUCCGGUAAGACCGUCCACGUGGAGACGAAGGGCAAAAUCCGUCAACUGGUGUUGGACAGUGUGGAGAAGAAGGACGUUGGAGAUUACACCUGUGAAGUAGGGAAGGAGAAGCUGGUCUUUAAGAUCCAUGUGGAAGAACCUCAAGCCAUGUUCAGCAACAAAGAAACCUAUCAGAAGGAGGUCAAAGUUUCUGCCUCUCAGAAAGCCACGCUGAGCUGUGAAGUGUCCGACUCCAAAACUGAAGUGAAAUGGUAUAAAGAAGGCAAACAGCUGAUCUCCGGUAAGACCGUCCACGUGGAGACGAAGGGCAAAAUCCGUCAACUGGUGUUGGACAGUGUGGAGAAGAAGGACGCAGGAGAUUACACCUGUGAAGUAGGAAAGGAGAAGCUGGUCUUUAAGAUUCAGGUUUCAGACGUCUUUGCUAAAUUCCAGAAAAAAUCCAGUAUAAAGGAAACUAUCGCUGUGCAAGAAACUGAGAAUAUUGUUCUGACCACUGAAGUAACAACAGAACACGCUAACGUUAGCUGGUUCAGGGACGGCAUAGAGCUGAAGGAGGGUCAUAAAUACGAAAUGAAGAGGGAAGGUUUGUCUCAUGUCCUUAUUGUUAAGUCCUCUGAAGCAAAAGAUACAGGCACUUACGUGUGUCAGACAGCUGAGGACAAGAUGGAAUUCCAGGUUCAGAUAAAAGAAUCUCCAUUAAAAUUUGUAGUUGGCUUGGAGCCAGUGUCUGUUGCCCAGGGCAGUACCAUGACUCUGUCCUGCCAACUGAAUAGAGCUGCAGGGGAUGUCCUUUGGAAACACAACGGCAAAGAAAUUAAGCCUGGUGGCAGAUACGUCAUACGCUCUGACGGAGCUCAACGUUUACUGACCGUGUCGUCUGUAUCCCAGGAAGAUGAAGGAGAGUUCAGUUGCGAAUGUAAAGAUGACAAGACUAAUGCUAAGAUUACAACUAAAGCUCCACGUUUGGUGAAGUUCUUAUCCAAGUUGAACAAUGUCGUGGCAAACGAAGGCAAGGAUGCCAUCUUUAAAUGUUCCGUCACUCCUGCGGAUGUGAGCUUGAGAUGGCUGUUUAAUAAUGUGCCCGUCACCACCUCUGGGCCCAAAUUCAAGAUCGCUCACGGAGGCACCAGCCAUUCGCUCACGAUCACUGAAGUAACACUAGAGGACGUGGGAGAAAUCAGUGUGGAUGCUGAAGGGAAAGUGUGUAAAGCGACUCUGCAAGUGCAAAAGCUCCCUGUAAUGUUCAUAAAGAAGCUGGAGAACAAAACGGUCCAAGAGCAGGACACUGUGGAGCUUAAGGUUGAACUGAGUAGGCCGUCCACUGAGGUAAAGUGGAUGAAGAACGGCAUUGUGCUGCAGUCUGAAGGGAAUCUGAAUAUUAAAGUUGAUGGAGUUAAACAGUCUCUGAUCUUUAAGAGUGUGACCUGUGCUGACCGAGGCUUUUACUCUUGUGAGACUCUGGAUGACAAGACUCAGGCCAAACUGACAGUAGAAAUGAAGAAGAUCCAGAUCAUUAAGGGCUUGAAAGAGAUAAAAGUUCAUGAACAGGAGACGGUAACCAUGGAAGUGGAACUCAGUCAGCAUGACGUGGAAGCGUUUUGGACCAAAGAUGGCCAAAAACUGAGAGCAAGUCCCAAAAUCCUAAUGACCACUCUGGGUAAUAAACAUUCCUUGACCAUGUCCCAGCUGAAGAUGGAGGACAGUGGGAUGAUCGCUUUCCAGGCAGAAGGUGUCCACACCUCAGCAAAACUCAUCGUCACGGAACCUCCUGCAAAGAUCCUCAGACCGUUAGAAGAUGUGACUACUGCGGAAAAGGAAAAAGCCACCUUUGAGUGCGAAGUGUCCCGGGCGAAUGCUGACGUGAAGUGGUUUAAGAAUGAAGAGGAACUGAAACCAGGAAAGAGAUAUAUGAUUCAUUCUCAAGGUUGCAAGCGUAGCCUCCUCGUCCAGAAGUGUACUUAUGAAGACCAAGGCUUGUAUGUGUGCAAAACAACGGAUGACAACACGUCAGCCAAGCUGACCGUUCAUGCCCGUGACAUUAAGAUUAUUAAGCAGGUGCAGGAUUUGCAAGUGACUGAGAAAGAAAGUGCUGCGUUUGUCUGUGAGGUGUCGCACGAUGAAGUGGAGGGUCAGUGGUUUACGGGUGACGUCAAACUCAAAGCUGGGGACAACAUUAAAAUGAGACAAGAAGGGAGAACAUAUGUUCUACUGUUCAAAUCAGUGAAGCCUGAAGAUGCUGCUGAAAUCAAGUUUGUGGCUGAAAAGGCCUCGUCAGUGGCAAAGCUCACAGUCAAAGAAUUGCCUGUGAGAUUUGUAAAGAAGCUCAGAGACAAAAUUGCCAUGUACAAACACCGAGGGCACUUAGAGUGUCAGGUAUCUCGACCCAGUGCCACGGUCACAUGGUAUAAGAACAAGGACAAAAUCGAAGCCACCGAGAAGUACGAGAUCUCCAGUGAGGAUGUGUAUCGCAAGCUCACCAUCAAUGACGUGGACUCUGGGGAUGAGGCCACGUACACUUGUGAUGCUGUUGAUGAAAAGACAUCAUGCAAGCUGCUUGUGGAGGAGCAAGCCAUCAGCAUAGUCAAGGAGCUUAGCUCAGUGGAUGUGACCGAACCGUUCGCAGCUCACUUUGAGGUGGAAAUCAGCAUCGAAACGAUUAAACCAGUAAAGUGGUCCUUAAACGGAGAAAUUCUGAGCGAGAGCAGCGAGGUUGACAUCGAGAAGGAAGGCACCAUGCAUCGCCUCACGUUUAAGAAGACCAAAACAUCCAUGUCAGGAACUGUGCAGUUCACCGCUGGGAAAAGCAAAUCAACUGCUCAGCUGACAGUCAAAGAGCGUCCCAUCGAGGUGGUGGAGCCCUUGAAAAAUGUGACCGGCCAAGAAAAGGCCUCAGCCAAGCUGUCAUGCAGGCUAUCAGCUGUUCCUAAAGAAGUGUGUUGGUUUAAAGGUCAAACUGCUCUGGAGGCAUCCAGCAAGUACCUCAUGAAACAAAGUGCUGCUGAAGUGCAGCUGGUCAUCCAGGCAUUGAGUCCAGACGACGAUGGCGAGUAUCGCUGUCGCGUCGGGACCUGUGAGACCAAAGCCACUCUAACUGUUGAAGUGCGGAAAGUGCAGAUCACCAAGCGAUUGACUGAUGUGGAGGUUGAUGAAGGCGGUGAUGCUGUGUUUACCUGUGAGGUGAACUAUGCUGACGAGGAAGUAGAGUGGUUCCUUAAUGAUAAGCUUCUGUUCACCAACGAGGUUAAUUUUCUUCAACAUGUGAAUAAGACACAUACCCUCACCCUCAAGAACCUGGCACCUCAAGAUGGUGGGAAGAUCACAUUCAAGAUUAGAGAAGAGAAGCAGACUGUAUGCUUGAAAGUCAAAGAAAAGAAAGCAGUGUUCCUUAAGCUGCUAGAUGACGUGAUUGGAGAAGAAAAGGGCACUGUAAGUCUGAAAUGUGAAGCCUCAAAGCCUACAGUGUCCCCAAUUUGGAGGAAAGAUGGUACCAUCCUUUCUGCAGACAGCAAGCAUGAACUGUUGCACGACGGCAGGAUCCUAGGUCUCACUAUCCAGGACGUCACGCAGUCGGACUCCGGGGAGUACAGCUGCGAUCUUGGUACAGAUCUUACAAAAUCCAGGGUCACCAUUAGAGAUAUCAACAUUGGCAUCACAAAACGCUUGAAGUCCGUGGAGGCUAAAGCAGGUGAGACCUGCGUGUUCGAGUGUAUCCUCUCUCGAGAAAGCUCAGACGCAUGUUCGUGGAGCCUGAAAGGCCAACCUGUGACGAAUGGAGGACGUUUCCAGAUUAGCAGCAAAGGGCGCAAGCACACACUUAACAUCAAAGGAGUGACUGGGUCAGACUCUGGAGAGGUCGUUUUUACUCUCAAGGACUUGAAUUCGACAGCAAUGUUGGCUGUGAAAGGUGAAGUUCCUACCUUCUCUAAAGAGCUCAAGGAUGUUAGCAUUGCUCCUGGAGAAGAUGCUGUAUUCCUCUGUGAGCUCUCUCAGGCUGGCUUGGAUGUAAUCUGGUAUAAGAAUGGAAAGUCGAUCCAAAAGAGCCUAAAGUAUGAGAUGAUUCAGGAACAUAAAGUUGUGAAGCUGAUUGUUCACAGUGUUACUGCUAAGGAUUCUGGAGAAUACAGCUGUGAGGUGACCGGUGGGCCGAACUCAAAAGCUCAACUGGAAAUUAAAGUUCCUCCUGCCUUUUUUACUCGUGAGUUGGAGGACCAGAAGGCUUUGGAAAAGGAAAGUGUCACCUGGUGCUGCGAGCUGUCUAAACCAGGUAUAACGGUUCAAUGGCGCAAAGGGGAAGUAGACCUUUGUUCUUGCUCCAAAUACGAAGUCCGUCAAGAUGGCCACCUUGUCCAGUUGGUGAUCCAUGACGUUGACCCUGAAGAUUCUGGAGACUACACUUGUGACUGUGGAGAUCAGAAAACCACAGCACAUCUAGAAGUAAAGGCACUACCCAUUCUGUUUAAAAUACCUCUGAACAACCUGGAAGCUGAAGCUGGGGAAACCGCCGUAUUCCGGUGUGAACUUACCAAACCAGGAGCACAUGUAGUAUGGAGAAAAGAUCAAAAGAUUCUACGAUCCAGCAACAAACACCAAUUAAGGCAGGACGGAGUAGUGGUCGAGCUAUACAUCUACAAACUUCAGGAAGCAGACUCAGGAGAGUAUUCCUGUGAUUCUGGGUAUGAAACCACUUCUGCCCAACUCACGAUAAAGGAACUUGACAUUACUAUUGACACCGGGCUGAAGAGCUGCAUUGUCAAUGAAGGAGAUGAUGUGGCCUUUGAAUGCUUUGUAUCUCAUGACGCCGCCCAGAAUGUGAACUGGGAACUUCAGGGUGUUCCUCUCCAGAGCAACGAGAUGAACGUAAUCCAAGUGGAAGGCAAAAGGCACUCGCUUACUCUAAGGAGCGUGACUGAGAAAGACUCGGGCACCGUGUCCUUCCAUGUGGGAAGCCACACUUCGUUUGCUUGUCUCACGGUUAAAGCUGUCCCUGUGGUCCAAUUUACAAAUGACUUAAAGAGCCAGGAAGCUGUAGAAGGACAGCAAGCUACAUUAUCCUGUGAAACCUCGACCCCCGAUGCCCAUGUGAUCUGGAAGAAGGACAAAAAAGUCAUUUCUGAAGGAGACAAGUACACCAUUCAGAAGAAUAACACAACCCAAACUCUGGUGAUCUACCAGUUAACAGUGGGCGAUGCUGGAGAAUAUGUGUGUGAAGUCGGAGACAAACAAACCAAAGCCACCUUGAGCGUCAAAGAACAUGUACGAAUUACAAGAGAACUUAACGACGUCACAGUGACUACGGGCGAGGACGCCGUGUUCCACUGUGAGGUGUCCCAGACAGGAGUAACUAGUAUCGAGUGGUGGCUUGGCUCCAAUCACCUCCAAAACAAUGACUUGAAUCAGAUCAGCAGCCGAGGGAGGGAGCACAGCCUAGUGUUAAAAAUGGUCACGCCUGACGAUUCAGGUGAUGUGGCCUUUGUGGUUGGCUGUGAAAGGACGGUUGCUUCCUUGGUGGUGAAGGAUAAACCCAAAGAAUCCCAGAUCAUAUUCCGCAAGGAAUUGGAGAACCAAGAUGCUGUCGAGGGUGACAUGGUUACGCUCCGCUGUGAACUUUCUAAGCCCGGCAUUAAUGUAGAGUGGCGUAAAGGCGGAGUUAUCUUGCAACCCGGGAAGAAGUUUCAGCUGAAGCAAGCGGGAUGCUUACAAGAGCUUCAGAUAAACGACCUGAAACCAGAGGACAGUGGCUAUUACACUUGUGAUGCUGGAAAUCAGUUAACAACAGCUUCAGUUUCGGUGCAAGAGGCUGAGGUACUCAUUGUGUCUGGUAUAAAAAGCACUGAUGUCUUUGCGGGAGAGCAGGCAGUGUUCUCCUGCCAACUGUCUCGCCGUGCCAAAGGGAGAGUCCAGUGGUGGCUGGAUGGCACCCGUUUGGAGAACAGUCCCUUCAGUAUUAUUGGUGUGGGUGAAGACAAUAUUCACACCCUCACCCUAAAGAACCUGGCGCCAAGUGACUCGGGCACCAUCCUGUUCAAAACAGGGAGCUUGACAUCCUCGGCUAGGCUGUUAGUUAAAGAUCCUACUGUGGAGGUAGUCAGUGCCAUGGAGGAUAUCCACGUUGCAGAAAACCAGCCUGCAGAGUUCAUCUGCCAGUUCUCAAGGCCAGUAAGGGCCAUGUGGAAGCUAAACGGGCAGCCCGUGCAACCUGACGCCCACAGGCUUGUAGUGGAGCAAGACUGGACUGUAGCACGGUUGUACAUUAGCCGGGUAACCGCACAGGAUGUGGGUGUAUACUCCUGUGAGGCAGAAGGGACCCAUGUUGAGGCACACCUGAGGGUGCAAGCUAAACCGAUUGAGAUCAUUCAAGGCCUGGAUAAUGUGGAGACCAUUGAAGGUGGUGAAGCACUUUUUGAGUGCUCCCUAUCUGUGCCUGAGUCUAAAGACUGCCGGUGGUUGGUCGAUGGAAAACCUGUAAAGGAGUCCGAUAAAGUGGAAAUCGUUUGCUUCGAGAGUGGUCGUCGCCACCUUUUGCUGCUGAAGGACUUGAGAGCUGGAGACAACUGUACAGUAACCUUUCAGGCUGGCACUACCUCCACCUCUGCCCUUCUCACAGUCAAAGGGUGGCAACUGGAAGUGGUGAAACCUUUGGAGGACAAAACCGUUGUAGCUGGAGAGCCAGUGGAGUUCAUUUGUGUCCUGAACAAGCCUGUACCAGAGAAAGACGUAAAUUGGUACGCUAAUGGUUCAGAACUUCGGCCAGAUGACACAUGGGCGAUGAAGAACAAUGGAUGUGCAUGUACCCUGAUUAUGAAAAAAGCUCUUGUUCGGUCACCUCUAGAAAUCACGUUUGCUGCUCAGGAUGCUAUUUCAGUGGCCAAGCUAGUGACUAUUGGCGUACCAGACCCCCCUGAGGAUCCUGAGCUGGUCACUAAGGGACCAACUUCAGUGACCCUGUCUUGGUUUACACCUCUCAGUGAUGGUGGAAGCCCAAUCCUUGGAUAUCGCGUAGAGAUGCGGCAAGUGGACAGUGCUCUCUGGCAAUCCUGCCAUGCCGAACCAGUAUGCAAUACUGAGUUUAUGGUGGAAAACCUUAUUCCUGGCUCUGGAUACAGGUUUCGGGUGGCAGCUAUAAACCGUGCUGGUAUUGGUGACUCUGUCCAGCUUCCUCAAACUGUGACACUUGAUGCAACAGUGACUAUUGCCAAGAAGCUGAGUGUUUCUGAGCUCCAAAAGGGGAAGAUUGCCCGUCUGGAGUGUGAGCUUUCGUCUGAGAGUAAGCAGGUUGUCUGGCAAAAAGAUCAUCAAGAGAUUGAAAUGGGAGCCAAAUACCAGGCGGUCACAGAGGGCAAAUUCCAAAUUUUGCUCAUUAAGGAUUUUCAGCCUGCUGACCAGGGGACGUAUGUUUGUGUGGCCUCAGGAGAAGCGAAAACCUCGUUAUACCUUGAACUUAAAGGGGAUACCACAGUGAUAACUCAGCUUGAGGAAAGUGGCCAGCCUGGCUUGCCCCCUGAGGCUGCUUCUGAGGGUGAUCUGCAUGUUUUAUGGGAUGCACUGGCCAAGAAGCGGAGGAUGAGCAGGGAACCCACCCUGGACUCCAUUUCAGAGCUGCCAGAAGAAGAUGGCAAAGACAAGAUACAAACUCAGGAGGUUAAAGUUGUGGAGAAAGACCAUAUCAAAGAGAUGGUAAAACCCAUUGAAAUCAAACCAGAGUUAAAUCUAUAUACCAGUUCUGAAGAUGAGACUGUUGGUGGUUCUUCAAGUCUGGUGUCGUACCUUAAAAAGAGCAGCAGGUCCGCCAUCACGAUGUCCAGCGAAAGUGAAACCACUGCAUCUCAGAAGCUUUACGAACAUUUUCAAAUGACAGAGAAAUCUGUGCAGCAGACAAUGGCAUCACCACCAUUUGAGAUCUCAAAGGAGGACAAGGAUGAGCUGCAGGAAGCGGCCAUCAAAAUCCAAGCCGCCUUCAAAGGCUACAAAGCGAGAAAGGACAUGCGCCCAACCUUUAAAGAGGUCUUUAAGGACCAGAACAAAGAACCGAAUACGACCAUACAUCUUGAGUGUAUUGCAGACGGUAAACCAGACAAAGUCCGGUGGCUGAAGGAUGGUAAACCACUGGUAGAUGGCAAACACCACCACAUAGACAUAUAUAAUGAUGGGACUUGCUCUCUGAUCGUGCCAGCUGCUACAACUAAUGAUACUGGGCUGUACACUUGUGAAGUCACAAAUAAGUAUGGCGUCGCAUCCCACAGUGGAAAAGUCAUCAUUGGAUCCGUGCGAGAGUCCUCCGGACGUCGUCCGCUAACUCUUGGUUAUAGUGCGGACAGUGAGCCCGAGAGCUCCGGCAGCGAGAUGGACGAGUCUUUACGACAGGCAAGCAGGAGGCUCCAGAAGCUGCUUCGUACACGUCUUCCACCAAAUGUAGAAGAGGAACCUUUCCUAAGUGCAGACGAGGGUGACCUGCAGCCGCCGGAUCCGCAUUCGUAUCGCGAAGACGAUAGCUACAUCUACAUCCGUUUUGACACGCGCAGCGAAGCUCAGGUUGCGUCCCAGCGAUUCCAGGAGAUGUUCACACACCAGGGUGUGCCAGUAGACACCGCCAUUAUUGAAACCGGAACUAAGAUAGAACUUCGCAUCAAGAAGGUGGGAUUCAGUCAAGAUGGUUCCCGAACACCAACUGAAGAAAAGCCGAUUUUCGUGUCGGCAGCCCCAGUCUUCCUGACACAGCUCCAAAACCAGGAAGUCCCAGACGGAUACCCGGUCAGCUUUGACUGCGUGAUCAUCGGCAAACCUUCUCCUAGCAUACGGUGGUUCAAAGAUGGGAAAGUGCUACAAGAAGAUGACCAUUAUAUGAUCAACGAAGACCAGGAGGGCUGCCAUCAAUUGAUCAUUACAACUGUAAGGCCACUCGACAUGGGCGUAUACCGCUGCGUUGCUGAAAAUGACAGUGGCAUUGCUUCCAGCAAAGCGGAGCUUAGGGUGGAAAUGUCUUGCAGCUCUGACUAUGACACAGCAGCUGAUGCCACAGAAACGUCUUCGUAUAUUAGCGCUAAAGAUUACGUCUCUAGUUCUGAGCACAGAGACACAGAGGCGUUUGAAUCCGUGGUGGAGGACGAACAGCUUCCACAGGUGGUGGAUGAGCUACAUGACCUCUGUCUGAGUCCUGGAGCACCCAAUGCCAAGAUGAGCGUCAGGGUCAAAGGAUUCCCCAGUCCAAAAGUUUACUGGUUCAAGGAUGGAGUGGCGCUGACCCCAACAGACAGGGUUUUGCUGUCGACAGAGAGAGACGUGUACAGUCUGGAGAUUGCGGAGGUGAAGCGUGAAGAUAGUGGCGAAUAUUCGGUCUACAUCAGCAACGCAGCUGGAGCGGCCUACUCCUCCGCACGCAUGGUUGUACUUGUUCCAGGAGAGCGCAUACCUGAGACUCUGAAGAUUAGAGACUCCAAAGAGCCUCUGGUACCUCCACGUUUUCUCGAAAAGUUCUGCAACCGGACGGUGAAACAAGGAGCGAGCAUCACACUGUCUGUUAAAGUGGAAGGCUCUCCAACUCCCUGCGUGAACUGGCUGAAGGAAGAAGCACUGAAGGACGUUAUGUGGAUUAAAGCAGACACUCCCGGAUACAAGAUUGCCAGCUCUGGCUUUCAGCACAGCCUUAUUCUAAUGGAUGUAGGAAAGGAGCACGGCGGCACCUACACCUGCAUCGCCAGCAACCGCGCUGGCCAGUCGGUCAACACCGCCCGCUUGGACGUGGACCAGGGUUUGACCGCAUUCCCGAAAGGACAGCAGAGCAUCGUUACACCAGACAUUUGCGGGAUUACAAUCAGCCCCCCAGAGGAAGAAAGCAAAGGAGAGCCCAAACUUCCCUACCUGCCUGGAGUGGAUACUGCCGAAUUCUUACAGAAGCUAACCUGCCAGAUCACGGAGAUGGUCUCUGCCAGGAUCACACAAGACAGCAUACAGAACCAUCAAGUGCUCCAGUGGAUGAAAACAUGGCCCAAAGUGACCACCUCAUUACGUGUGCCUGGAGCUGAUAGUGAUGAUGAGAGUAAGACUCCAUCUCCGUCUCCUUUCCACGGACGCUCGCGUCCUGCUUCGCUGAUUGCUGACUCUUCCUCGGAAUCCGACGAGGGUGAAGCCCGAGGAGAGAUGUUUGACAUCUACGUAGCGAUAGCGGAUUAUAACCCUAUGGGACUGAGUAAAGAGAGCGUCGCUCUAAAGGAAGGGCAGUACGUGGAGGUCCUGGACUCUGCUCAUCCACUCAAAUGGCUCGUGAGAACUAAACCCACUAAAACAACACCCUCACGUCAAGGCUGGGUCUCUCCAGCAUACCUAGAUAAGAAGCUGAAGGUUUCUGCAGAUACAGUAGAAGUUCCAGAGACCACAGGAGAGGAGGUCUCUGAAGGGGAGUACAAAAGGAAGCUCUGCCAACUCAUCCAGGAGCUCAUUAGCAGUGAGAAGGAGUUUGUAAAGGAGAUGGACUUUGUUACAUCGCACCAUCUGAAGCAUAUUGACGAAGAGAGCACGCCUCCUGAAAUUCGCACUCACAAGGACGCCAUCUUCCGCAACAUCAGUGACAUCAAUUCAUUCCACAGCAGUUCUUUUCUACCUGGGCUGGAAGACUGCGACACAGAUGACGACAUCGCCAUGCGCUUCCUAAAAAACACAGAAGGAUUUGAGAACUAUCUGCAGUACUUGGUAGGUCAGGCUAAAGCCCAGGCUACCGUUAGUGAGAAAGAUGUUCACAAGUAUUUCAAGAACUACACAGAUUCGGAGUUGGCGAAUGUGGAUCCUGCAGAAGGGCCGGUUCGGAGUGUGAAUAGUUAUCUUCAGAGACCACUGGAGAGAAUCCAGAAAUACAAGGACCUCUUAAAGGAGAUGAUUAAAAAUAAGGCAAGGAACGGACAGAACUGCUGUCUUCUAGAAGAGGCCUAUGCUAUGGUUUCUUCUCUUCCCACGCGCUCGGAAAACACGCAUCACGUCUCCCUCAUCGAGAACUACCCUGCCAACCUGGAAGCCUUAGGAGAGCCUAUCAGACAGGGCCCCUUUAUAGUGUGGGAGGGUGCUCCAGGAGUCCGAACCUCUUCAAGAGGCCAUCACCGUCACGCCUUCCUCUUCAAAAACUACAUCAUCAUCUGCAAACAGAAACGAGACACGAACUCAGACAUCCAAACGUACACGUUCAAGAACAUGAUGAAGCUUACCAACAUUGACGUGAACGAGACUGUGGAAGGAGAUGAGAGGGCGUUCGAGAUCUGGCACGAACGUGAGGACUCGGUGAGAAAGUACACCCUGCAGGCACGGACCGUCAUUCUGAAGAACUCCUGGCUCCGUGAACUCCGCAACCUUCAGCAACGCUACAGUAUGCCAGCAUGGAGUCCACCAGACUUUGAGGCAGUGUUGACUGACUGCACAGCAGAAUUGGGACAGACGGUCAAACUGGCUUGUAAAGUCACAGGAUCUCCUAAACCCGUCGUGGCCUGGUUUAAAGACGGCCGUGCCGUAGAAGUUGACCCUCACCACAUCAUUAUCGAGGACCCUGAUGGUUCCUGCACUCUUAUCCUGGAUAACAUGACUGCUGAUGACUCUGGCCAGUACAUGUGCUUCGCCACCAGUGCUGCAGGAAAUGCAAGCACCCUGGGCAAGAUUACAGUACAGGUACCGCCACGCUUUGUCCACAAGUUGAGAAACGUUUCCUUGAUCGCAGGGGAGGAUGCUCAGUUCACUUGUACGAUACUAAGUGCCCCACGUCCAAAAAUAAGGUGGUUUAAGGAUAGCAAGCUGCUAACAGACCAGGAAAAGUAUCAAACCUACAGUGAGCCACGUAGUGGAGUGGUGGUUUUUGUUAUUAAGAACCCUGGAGAGAAAGAUCUGGGGCGCUAUGAAUGUGAGUUGUCUAACCGGCUGGGCAACGCAAAGUGUGCAGCAGAGUUGGUUCUUCCUACCUUAGCGAUGGCAGGAGGAGAGCAGGCCAUAUCUAUUGAAGUUACAGAGCAAGAGACUAAAAUCCCAAAGAAAACCAUCAUAAUAGAGGAGACGAUCACCACUGUUGUGAAGAACACUCGAAUGAAGCGCCACGCUUCUCCUCGCACAUCCUCCAUGGGAGUUUACCGCUCCGAAGCCUCCACCCCUGACCCCCCUCGACCGAGGAGGACACUGGCUAGAAAAACUGUCCCCACAUUGUACGUCACAGAACCAGAGGGCACCGCAGCCAAGAACCCCAAAUGGGUCGAGGUGGAAGAGAUAAUCGAGUAUAAAGUGAACAAGUCACCAAAGCUGCCGAGGAGAAGAGGCGCUUCCCCCAGCAAGAGACAACCUCCUGAGAACCCUAACCUUAACAACUCCAACAACAAGUUAAUGGAGGCAUUGCAAUCGUCAGAGGCUGGUGUGGAUUCACAAACGUUUUCUUGGGAAGCUGAGUCAUUAAGCGAGUUGGAAACGUUAGAUUCUCCAGAAGUGGAAGUCGUGGAUUUUGAUCAGCCGUGCGUCUUGACUGAAAGCGACGAUGACACAGAAGAUAUUCAGGCACGUGGGGGGUGUAGUAAAAAAAUCUUAGAUGACGGGAAUAAAGUGUUUUCCCUGGAAGACCUGGAGGAUUAUGUUCCUAAAGAAGGGGAGACAUUUGGUUGCGGAGAUUCACAAGUUCCUGAAGAGAAACCAUGUGAAAUUUCUGUUCUGCAACGAGAAAUUAACGAACUCACCGUCGGCCACCCUGUCCUGCUAAACCUGGGCUGUCCAGUAAUGAGCCCAAAGGUCCGUCCUGGGUUCUUCAGUCGCGUCAAGGAGCACUUCUCUAACGUCUUUUCCGACCACUCUCCACCUGGGACAAGCGGAGAGAAAGUUGUCCCGAUUCGUGUUGGCGGGGUGUCCUUCGGCCAGUCUGAGUCCUUUCCCGGGUCCUCGAGAAGUCACGCAAAGGUGGAAGUAACUCGAAGGUACUGCUCCGAGGUUCAGCGAGGGAUUGGGGGUGCUAAGCAGAGUUUCAAAGCUCAAAUCUCUGCACCGGUUGGACAACCGGUCACCGUUCAGAUCCCCAAGAUGAACCAGUCUGGAAAACCGUAAUCAAGAAGAAACCAACAGUCAGGGCCUGACAAUAUUGCUACCUAUUGUACCCGUUUUGUCUUAAAGCCCUGUCAUCUUUCUCCUAACUCGUUUCUGACUUCUAGCUCUAGCUUUUGUGGUCACUGGUCAGAGUCAGGAACAUGUAUGAGAAAGGUGACCUCAGGGUAACUCCAUGCACUGACAAUGUUUGCAAUCUACAGAUUGAGGAGCCUUCUGAUUUGUACAACUAGAAUGUACACAUUUCAGUCAGCUUCCUUCCUUUCCUAGUACUAGCAACGUCAAUGUUUAACACAAUCAAAACAAACUGUAUUUACCUCCAAAAAGAUUUCCCUAACAUGGAUAUACAUCACAGAACAGUGACUAUAGUGGAAUUUUUUUGUUAAUGUCAACAGAUCAGAGAUAUGGCCAGAUGUUGCAAGUCUGAAACUAUGAACCGUUGACGUACAGUACAUAGCUGGCAAAGUGUUAGCAUCGCUUGUCUAGCGUCCCUGUUUUGCUCAAGUACUUGAACGAUUCAUAGCAUCCGGUCACCUUUUACUUGUUUGCUUACAUCUGAUGGCAUUAACAACAUUUUUAAGGAAUUGUUUAGGAAUUUUAACAAAUGUCAGAAGUUUUUAUUUAUUAAAGUGUUGACGGAUUUUUUUUUUUCUAGCUAACAAUUUCCGUUAACUGAUUCUCUCUUUUCAAAAAUACAAUAAUAUGCAAGCAAAGGUUUCUCUGGAUACCUGGAAGUGAACCUUUUUGACAAUCUCUGAAUAUAAAUUUUUAAUCAGGCUUUUAUUCAGCUACAGAUUUUUGUUUUGUCUUUGUGUAGAAGUUUGAAUUAUUGUUUAGAUUUCAUUGCUCUGGGACUGUUGAUCAUUUUGCUUAGCCAAUUUUCCUGCACAGAGUAUUUUUUUUUUUAGGGGUUUGUUUGUUUUGAUCCAUCCAUGGGUUGAUGAAGGCUUUUAAGCUAAACAAUUCAAUGACGAGUCAAGUUUCAGUAACGGGAUCAUUCCAUGUUUUCCAGAAGGUCCUGAAAUGCCCUCGCUUAGGGCAACUAGGGUCAAAAACUGAGUUAUAUACACUGAGAAUGGGUUGAGUCUUGGUACGUUAAUCGUGGUAUUUAACAUGUCUCGGUAUAUCACCCAAAUGCCAUGAUAAAUGAGCAUCCUUGGGUUUACCAUUUAAUGCCUUCUAUUUAAAACGGUACAUGACCUGAUCAACCCAACACCUGAUACAGCAGCACCGCAAACACAACCUUAUUGGUAUUGCAGUAAAUAUCAUGUUGGCAUGUCAAUGUGUACCUAUAAAGUUCAUCUGUAUAAUAGGUGUAAUCGUUAAACUGGUGAUUAUACUCCAUGUAUAAUAAUUUAAGCUCUGUUUUAACUGUGGAAAGUGGGAUUUUUGGGAACGUUUCAUGCUCUGGAUAAUACAAAAGUGUUCAGUAACACUGCAUGUUUUGAGAGCGUGUCCAAAUGCAUUUCCAUAACGUAUUUAUGAAUGAAGAAAUCUGAGUAUCUAUCUCUUGUUAUAGUUACUGCAGAGAUUUGAUUCAGCUUGAACUGGGGUUGGUUUAAGGUUGCAAAACCUCUUGGCAUGAAUUUUAUUAUUAUUAUUAUUAUUAUUAUUAUUAUUAUUAUUAUUAUUAUUAUUAUUAUUAGAGAAAUCUUGUAGUAGAUCUUUUCCCAGAUAUGUGUACUACGUUUUACUGAACUGGUGUUGGAUGCAUUUUCUGAAAUACAGCUAGAGAAAAAGUCUUUUAACCAAAUACAUGUUUGGGGCGUGAGUGUCUGGGAAGAGUAAAGACAUCUAGUUUAAAUGACUGUAUAAACUCUGAAUAAAUAAAGCGU
This is a messenger RNA of Tachysurus vachellii, 20187 nucleotides long. It is a transcript of the gene obscnb, whose product is annotated as obscurin, cytoskeletal calmodulin and titin-interacting RhoGEF b. The transcript has 74 exons. Lineage: Eukaryota; Metazoa; Chordata; Actinopteri; Siluriformes; Bagridae. Gene Ontology annotation, molecular function: DNA binding; protein binding; guanyl-nucleotide exchange factor activity. The coding region runs from base 200 to 18355 and encodes 6051 amino acids. The record is from RefSeq and is a predicted model, not a curated record.